AUGGCCGAUGGUUGGACGCACAAUGCCUCAGUCAAGCAGCUGGUCGAUUCCUUGCAUGAGAAACUGGACCUGGAGAAUACUGGGAGUCUGCAAGAUGUAUGCUCUGCGAUCACGGAUGAUCAUUUUGCCGAUCUUCCAGAAGAUGUGAAGACAGAGAUACUGCAACUGAUGAGCAAGAUCCCAUGUGCCCUAGCCAGAGACUCUUCAGAAGCAGAGGCUAGAAUGAAGGGCAUGCUGCAUUGUAAUAGAUGUGACGACGAAAAGCAUGAACAUACUCAAGGAUCAGAUUUGCCAGCUCCAGCUAUCGACGAGCUGUGCAAUAGCUUGGCUUGCAUAAUUCCUAAACUCACGCGCACCCCCAGCCUUCGCAUAAAUGCAAUGAUCGCAUUGAGAAAGACUCUGAUGCACACUUCAACGCCCACCCAUCUACAGCUUGCCUCUGUGUUUGGCCAGUUUUGUCUACAGUCCCUGCGCAGCUCAGUCAGAGAGUUGAGGAUUGUCACCGGACACUCGAUUGUGGCAUUCGUUCGUAAGAGUCUGGGCCAUGAAUUACGCCGGAGAAACUUUGUCAUCAUUCUAGAGUGGCUCGAGAACCUAUUUGCAAAGCAAGAGGCGCCACUGCAGGAAACCGGCAUCAUGACUUUGUGUCACCUGGCACAGCUAUCCAACGACGAGGAAAUGAAUAUCAUCCUUCUUCGCCUGGUGGAAUACUUGGGACAUCCGAACCCAUUCAUAGGUGCUGUGGCUUAUGCCGAGCUAUCAAAACUCGCGCAGCAGCUGACGGUUACUCCUGCUGGUUUGUUCCGGCCGUUCUGGAGAACUCUUGCCGUAACAGUGGUGAAGAACUUCCAAACUCGCCCUUACAUGGCAGAGCAGCUGUGUGACUUGCUGGGAAUGAAGGUCGACGAUUUCCUUAGGCUGACCGAAAUCCAUGUUUUGCCUUAUCUGGUGUUCGCACGGAAGCGAGACAUUAUUGUGAGACUAGCCUCAAGCUACAAGGAGACAAAAUCACCAUUCGAUAUUUGCUCGGAGAAGAACAACCUCGCCGCCAUCCUUUCGUUCUUGCUGAGCCAGCCUUCAGCGAAGCCAGAAGAGAUGGUAAUGGCCACGCUCUCGGAGAUAGACCCAGCUUUCAAAGGCCGUACUCUGGCUGAGCUCGUACGGAUCGAGCCUAUAUUGAUUGCCUGUGAUCUCUUGAAACGGCUUGGAGACUCUGGCGUGGAAAAUGAAGCAAGGUUCCGUCGAGCACUUCAUCUCCUGGCCGACCAUGUCCCCCGAAAAUCAGUUCACUCUUCCAAGAAAACAAGUCAUAUAGGCCCCUUUAUUGAAGAACAUGUUCUUGGAAUUAUCACCCAGUUCGCCUACGCAGUGAAUGAUUUCCAAAUCAGACAACCAGUGGCUGAAAAGAAGAGAAACAUCAUCGCCAUAGGUGAGAUGGUGAAAGUUGCUCGGGGUCAUGUUAGCAGCGCACUGCCGCAGAUAUGUGCCUGUCUUCGAUCUGCGCUGGAGAUGGAAGAUCUAUGUAACCAUGCUUUCACCGUCUGGGCGGUAUUGGUGAGAUCUCUACAUGAAGAGGAGCUCGAACCUCUUAUUGAUCAGACCCUGUCAAUUGUGAUCAAAUACUGGGUGAGGUUCACGGAAGAGACCAGGAAGUGUGCCUAUGAGCUUGUGGAGCAUAUCUUGAAGAACCAUCAGGAGUUGGUGCGAGACAUAUACAACACUAUGCCUUCAUUGUCUACCAUUCCAGAGUUAUCUGAGUUCGAGGCAGAGAUACAGAAGCUCAAGACUAGGAUGGACGUUCGAAGCCAUUUGUUUGCAUUCAUCCGUCGUUGCCAGAAUGAAAAUGCAACCGUCGUUGAGCAAGCUCUGAAAGAGCUCGUCCCUUAUCUCUCGGAGCAUGAAGAAUUCCUCCAUCGAACUGUGCUGAGUGAACAGCCAGAUCCAGUCGUCGCCCAGUUGACACGAUCUCUGCUCGACUGCUGUGCGAAGUUCAAUACAAGCUCAGACACGAUCACUCUUCUAGGCGCGCAAUGCUUGGGACUUAUAGGAUGCUUGGAUCCAAACCGGGUUGAGACUAUCAAAGAAAAGAAAGACAUUGUUGUGUUGUCGAACUUUGAUCAGAUGGAGGAGACUUUCGACUUCAUCCUUUUCUUUCUCCAGCAUGUGCUCGUUGAAGCCUUUUUGUCGGCCUCCAACACCAGGGCUCAGGGUUUUCUUGCAUACGCUAUGCAGAAUCUCCUGAAGCUCUGCAAUAUAGACACGGAUGUCACCCAGCGGUCUCGCGAUGACCGGGCAGAUGAAAAGUACCGCCGUUGGUUGGAGCUUCCGGAGACCGUUCGCAACACACUCACCCCUUUUCUCACAUCAAAGUACACUGUCACCGUUGGGGCUGUCAACUCAAACUGCAAAUACCCCCUUUUCUCGGCCGAUGUAACACAUGGUGACUGGCUGCGGACGUUCGUGCAAGACCUUCUUCAAAAGGCGAGCGGUGACAAUGCACGGCUUGUAUUCAGCGUAUGCAGUCGCAUUGUCAAAGGUCAAGAUAUCGCCAUAUCAUCCUUUCUUCUGCCUUACGCGGUCCUGAACCGUGUAGUCGGAGGAACAGAAAUCGAGAAGGAGGAUCUCCUGAAGGAAUUGGCAAAUGUGCUAUCUCAUCCGCUCCCAGAUACCAACAACCAUGUCCAUGAGACAAUUUUGCUCUGCAGUCAGAGCGUUUUCGAAGUUCUUGACUACCUUUCGAGAUGGCUGCAAGGAAAGAAAAAGCAGCUCAACAGCUCCAGACACCGCGCGCAAAGGGAAACCUCCGGAAGCUUAGUCCAAGAUACUUAUUUGGCACAUAUCAAAGCUGUGGAAUCGCUUCUGGCUUCCAUACCCGCGGAGAUCAUCUCGAAGAGAGCCGUUGAGUGCAAGUCCUUUUCGAGGGCUCUUUUUCACUGGGAGCAGUACAUCCGUCAAUAUAAGAUCCAGUCCAGAAAGCAGACUAACGCCAAUAUGGAGCCUCUCUAUCAACGUCUGCAGGACAUCUACAGUCAGAUUGACGAGCCAGAUGGUAUCGAGGGCAUUUCAGCUAAUCUUCACGUUCUGAAUAUUGACCAACAGGUUCUUGAGCACAGAAAGGCUGGAAGAUGGGCCACUGCACAGAGUUGGUAUGAACUACAGCUUGAGAAGGAGCCAAAUAACAGCGACGCGCAAUGGAAUCUCUUUACGUGUCUUAAAGAAUCAGGGCAACAAGAGGCCAUUCUUACAAGAUUUGAAAUCCUUCGCAAGACGGAUUCAGUCUCGAAGCUCCUUCCGUUUGCCGUGGAAGCGUCCUGGAUCACAGGCAAUUGGGAGAAACUACAAGAUUACCUCCGGCUCUCGCCGCAGCGGGACACUGGAGACUUCAACACCGGUAUCGGCUCAGCCCUUGAAGCUUACAGGAAUGGCAAUAAAGAACAGCUGGGGAAUAUCCUCAAUGGCUUGCGGCUUACCGUCGCCAAGUCCCUGACUGCCAAUGCCGUCAACUCCUUGCAGUCAUGCCACGACAGCAUGCUGAAGCUCCAUGCCUUGACAGAGGUAGAAGCAAUCGUUGGUUUCCGAGGUGAUCAAACAAACGCCGCACUUUCUGAACUCCAUGAUGCUUUGAACCGCCGUCUAGAUGUUCUAGGAGGGCAUAUCUCCGACAAACAAUAUCUUCUUGGCUUACGGAGAGCUACAAUGGAGCUGACUGGUAACUUCGCUGUGUCUGACAUCGCCGCUGCAUGGCUUGCAAGUACUCGCCUCCUUCGGAAAGGAAAUUUCACAAACCAGGCAUACCAAUCAAUGCUUCAUGCUGCCCGACUCAAGGAUAGAUCCGCUACCAUUGAGCAUGCCCGUCUUCUGUGGAAAGAUGGCCAUCACAGAAAGGCCAUACAAACGCUCGAAGGUGCAAUCGCUGCGAAUGAAUUCGCUUCAGACACGGUCCCGAUGGAUUCUAACUCUGGUUCGGCCGCUUCUCAUCGUGAAAAACACCAGAAUCUACUCGCUGCAAGGGCCCAUCUUUUGCUGGCAAAAUGGACAGAUAGAGCGGGACAGACGCAAUCCGAUGUCAUCGUCCAAAGAUAUCGAGAAGCCAUCAAACUCCAUACGAGGUGGGAGAAAGCGCACUAUUACUUGGGGAAGCAUUACAACAAAAUCCUGGAUUCAGAGAAGGCCAAGCCAUUGGGGAAGGAAGCCCAGAUAUACUUGACUGGCGAGGCCUCGAAGCUUGUCAUCGACAACUACCUUCGUUCUUUGGCCCAUGGAAACAAGUACGUUUUCCAAUCGCUGCCCAAAGUUUUGACUCUGUGGCUGGAACAUGCAUCCACCGUGGAUCAGCCAUUCGAUCCUAAAAGGGGGAAUAACGAGGAGUUCCAAAUCCACACCCUCAACCAACGGAGGAAGAGUCUCGAUGACAUGCAUUCGCAACUGAAGAAGUAUGUCAAUCGCAUGCCGGCUGCCCUACUUUUCACCAUCCUCUCUCAAGUCGUCGCUCGUAUCUGUCACCCAAAUGCCACUGUAUACGACUUGUUGACAAAGAUCGUCGCCAAAGCCGUGAACUUCUUCCCUCAGCAAGGGUUAUGGACGGUUCUUGCUGUAGUCAAGUCCUCGUCCAAAGACCGGGCGUCCAGGGGCAUGAAUUGUCUUCAGAAAAUUACGGAGGUGAACAAGAAGCUGAAAACGGAGUCGCCAUCCGACAUGCGCGGAAUGAUCAACCAAGGACAGAGGUUCUCGGAUGAAAUGCUGGGACUAUGCAACUUCAAAAUCCCGCCCGAAGAGAAGAUCUCGAAGUUGAGUCUCUUCCGGCAAGUAGGAUUCGACCGCAAGGUAGUCCCUUGCCGGCUUGUCGUGCCGUUCCAGGCCAUGUUGACGCCGACACUGCCUGCCAACCAUGACUCCGAGUACUUGAAGGGGUUCAGAGCAUUCCCUCGAGAUCCCACGACUAUCGAGGCUGUUUUCGACGAAGCUCAAGUCCUCAACUCCCUCCAGAAACCACGAAAAGUCAGCAUCCGGGGAUCCGAUGGGAAGAUCUACAACAUUCUGUGCAAACCCAAGGAUGACCUUCGCAAGGACCAACGUUUGAUGGAAUUCAACAACAUGAUUAAUCGAUUCCUGAAGAGAGAUGUAGAGUCCAGCAAGCGACGAAUGUACAUCAAAACAUACGCUGUCACGCCGUUGAAUGAGGAAUGCGGUAUGAUCGAGUGGGUCGAUAACCUCAGGACUUUGAGAGACCUCGUUAUCAAACUACUUCGUGAGCGAGGCAUCUCACCGAAUUACACCGAGAUCAGGAACAAUCUUAACGAGAUCUGUAAAGACAACGCCAAACUGCCUUGGUUUACAAACAAGGUGCUAGCAAGAUAUCCUCCGGUGUUGCACGAAUGGUUCGUCGAGAUGUUCCCAGAGUCAGGUGCAUGGUUUGCAGCACGACUCCAGUACACGCGAUCUUGCGCCGUCAUGUCCAUGGUUGGAUAUGUGCUAGGGGCCUACUUCAGACUCGGUGAUCGACAUGGUGAAAACAUCUUGUUUGAGGAGGGAUCAGGUGGCGUUAUUCACGUCGAUUUCAACUGCCUAUUCGACAAGGGCCUAACUUUCGAAAAACCCGAACUCGUUCCUUUCCGCCUGACACAGAACAUGGUUGAUGCGUUUGGGGCUUAUGGCUAUAACGACGCACUGAUGACGGUACUCGAGACAUUCUUGCAUGAUCCAACAACAGAUUUCAUCGGGAAGAAACGCCGCAACCACCAUGCAAAUGUCCCGGAUACCCCAGCAGGUGUCUUGGAGAGUGCCCGCAAUAAACUCCGCGGACUCCUGCCUGGUGAAUCUGUUCCACUGUCCGUUGAUGGCCAUGUCGAUGAGCUGAUCAUGCAAGCGACUGAUAUCAAGAACCUGUCCGCAAUGGUACAAAUCAGCGAGACUCAACGCAACAGCUUGAAUCAUACAUAA
Molecule: messenger RNA, 5940 nt
Organism: Aspergillus terreus NIH2624
Lineage: Eukaryota; Fungi; Ascomycota; Eurotiomycetes; Eurotiales; Aspergillaceae
Exons: 20
Coding region: 1-5940 (1979 amino acids)
Biological process (GO): protein phosphorylation; DNA damage checkpoint signaling; telomere maintenance
Cellular component (GO): nucleus
Molecular function (GO): protein serine/threonine kinase activity; protein binding
Source: RefSeq, a predicted model, not a curated record